AAGGGGAGGGGAGGGGAGGGGAGGCAGGAAGUGGGAUGAUAAGGAACUGACGGGUCGGGGACUGGACAGCUCCUGGGUUUAAUUUACAGCUGAGACAAUAACCUGCUCUCCCAGGGGAGGGAACAGACACGGGAAAGCGAGGGACUGAACGGGGCAGGCGCGAGUGUCCAGGUGCCCAUCUCACCCUGAUGGUCUGCAGAAUAGCGUCCACGUUUCCCUUCCCAUUGUCCCACUCUGAUGAAGAUGGGAAACGGCCACAGGGGAGACGCUCAGGAUCUCUGACACCUAAACCUGACAGGAUCUCCUGUACAGAACAAGAGGAAAAGCCAUGGGUCCCUGGAAUCAGGGGAAAGUAAGAUACCCGUGAUACCUGUAAAAGUGAGGAGGAAACUCAAGUCAGAAACCAAUCAUGAGUGAAAAAAAGAGGUGAAGUCCCAACCAAGCCAUUGUGAGCGCUCACGUUUGUGCUUCAUCAAAUUCAAUACUAUAAACAGCUGUUCGGUCAUGUCCCUCACAGAUCUCCCGGAGGUCUUUCCAGAAGACAGUAAGCCCUCCCUUCACUCGGACUUUGUAGAGUUGUACAUAUGGGAUGUUGGCACUGCAAUGCUCUCUCCUCUGGAGAAGGGAUUUAAAAGAAACUGGCUCCUGAAUUUCAAUCUGAAUUAAACCAGACCAAAAAUCGUGAUGAACCCUCUACAGUUCCCUUUCUCCUGAACACGGAGAACGAGGGUGUCUGAUUUUUUCUUUUUUCCAGCAGACGUUUGGAUUGUGAGUGAGAGUGCAGAGAAUCUUGAGCGAGGGGAACCAGAUGGAACAAUUUCAGGGAGAUCCAAAGAGAACGUUUCCCAGAAUCCUGAUCAAGAAAGAGCCUGUGAGAGUUGUAACUGCCCAGAAAGACAGUGGGUAAGCCCUCCAAAAGAGAGAGAGUAAAUCCACUCACUGUGGAUGAGAGCUCACAAACAUUAAAGGCACCACUGUCCAUCAGAGAGCUGUCUCCACAGGCUGUCAAUGAACACUUAAGUGUUGUGAGAAAAGGUACAGCAGGGGCUCAGGCCUCAAUAGCCACCAAAGAGCCCCGAUGGGAAAGAAAUCCUAUCCAUGUGCAGACUGUGGGAAGGUCUUCAGCUGGAGCUCAGCCCUGAUCACCCACCAGAGAACCCACACGGGUGAGAGGCCCUACAAGUGCCCUGCCUGCGGGAGAGGCUUCAGCCAGAGCUCCAACCUGGUCAGACAUCACCGCACUCACACUGGGGAGCGGCCCUAUGAGUGCAGUGAGUGCGGGAAGAGCUUCCGCCUCAACUCCCACUUCCUCAAGCAUCAGCGCACCCACGCCAAGCCCUACCCUUGUGGGGUCUGCCAGAGAAGCUUCCACAGCUCCUUGGCCUUGGGCAGGCACCAGAGAGCCCACGCACAGCACCAGUGCUACACUUGUGCGGACUGCGGGAAGAGAUUUCGGGUGCGCUCGGCACUGGCCCAGCACCGCAGGACGCACACAGGUGAGAGGCCCUUCCAGUGCUCCAACUGUGGGAAGGGCUUCAGCCAGAGUGCCAACCUGCUCACGCAUCAGCGGGUCCACACUGGGGAGCGGCCCUUCCAGUGCACCGAGUGUGGGAAACGCUUUGCUGUCAGCUCUCACCUCAGCACUCACCAGAGGAACCAUCGCGCGGAGCGGCCCUGCCAGUGCACUGACUGCGGAAAAGGCUUUGCCAACCCUGCCAAGCUACUCGCCCACCAGAGACGCCACACGGGGGAGCGGCCCUUCCAGUGCCCUGAGUGCGGGAAGUGCUUCAGUGACAGCUCCCUCCUGGUGAAACACCAGCGUAUCCACACAGGGGAGCGGCCCUUCCAGUGCCCCGAGUGCGGGAAGAGCUUCAACCGGAACCUGACCCUACUCAGACAUCGGAGAGUGCACACCGGGGAGAGGCCCUACAUCUGCCCUGCCUGCGGGAAGGGCUUCAGCCAGAGCUCCCACCUCAUCACUCACCAGCGAGUGCACACAGGGGAGCGGCCCUACAAAUGUCCCACCUGCGGGAAGGCCUUCAGCCAGAACUCCAACCUGAUCCGGCACCAGAGGAACCACAAGCACCAGGACACACUGUAACCAGCUCAUCAGCACUUGCCUCACACAAGAGAAACCUGCACAGGCACAAACUGUGGGAAGAAGCUUCAAACAGAGCUCAGACCUUACAAGGCACCAGAGAAGCCAUGUGGGGAAGGAAGUGAUGGCUGUCAAACAGAUCAAGUCCUACCAUCUGAAUAGUGCAGAGGAAGUGCUGGAAGCAGCAAGCUGUUCACUGUAGGGAAGUGAUUGCUCGGUGAUAUUUUUGGAUGGAGUAGCGGGAGGCCCAAGGUGACAAAAAGAGGGGGCUAAAUCUGAUAAAUCUACAGGCGUUUGAAAGGGAUACAGACCAAGGGCAAAGAGAACUCAUUUAGGGUUGCCAACAGAUGCAGCUAAUAGUAGCAGGAUGAAAUUAAAAGGGGAAGCAUUUGUUUUCAAAAGUUCUUGACAGGACUAUAUAUUAUUGAGCACUUGGAUAAUACCCCCAGAAAGCAAUGGUAGCUUCCUCAUUUGGGACUUGUUGAAAUGUGUUUUUUAGGUUAAUUUACUGUAGGGAGACAGGGAGAUGGAUCAGAUGAAUUAAUGAGUCCUUUUCUACCUCUGAUGUGUCUAAUUCUCUCAAAGGAGGGAACAAAGGCAAAGUUGUUAAAUUAUGGUGGCAAAGGAGGGUGAAUUUAUUUUAAUCUCAAGUCUAUUGAAUGACCCAACCUAUCCUUAAAAUAUAUUAUCUAUUGAUACUGGAGACGUGAUUCCCGCCAUCCUUCUCUCCAGAACAAUGGGGUAAGCCAUCUUGUUUAGACAGUUUCACUAACCUAUUUAAUGCUGGUAUUUUUAUUGUAAAGCUAAGUGAUAUCAGAGACCAGAACAGAAUGCAAAUAAGUUCCCCUACCUCUCUAAGAGGAGUAAGAAUUUAAGGUUUCCCAAUUUUAAGCCCAGAUAUGCAAAUUAGACACAACUUGUUGCAGAGAGGAAGGUAUCUGAGGACUAAAGCCACAGAUGUUACAGUCCUUACUCUGCUAAGAGGCGCAUUACCUAUCAACAAAAUCAUAAGUUAAUUGGAAAGGAGAAAUAAUUGGACAAAAUUACAGCAAGAUUAUGUGGAUUGUGAGUAGUAUAAAAAGGACUUUCCAUACAAAUUGCAGAGAUUGAAAAAGAAACACUAACAUAGGAGCAGUUUGGUUCACGGAUACUAUUUUGUAAUUCUCUUCAGUUAGUUCUGUCUUUUGAAAUGUUUCCAUUGCUUUCUGCACUGUGAUUUUACUAUCUGAAUUGUCGCUGUACAUCUUAGCUCUUCCCCCCACUCCUCAAAGACAGACCAAGUAUUUUUAGGAAGAAGAACCCUCCCAUUUUACUAAAGCAGCCUAGACGUGAAAUUAUCAGCAUUCAUAGACCGUUUCUUAUUUAUGCACAUCAAUCCUUUUUUUCAAGCAGUGUCUUGUGUUGGUAUCCUGAUAACAGUAUACUUACCAAAAUGCAUUGUUUUGUUCACCAUUAAUGGUCUGUGCACUCAGGAGAGAGCCAAAGGAAAGCUAUGAAUUUGUAUGUUGACAGCAACAAAAUGAAUUUGGGAAGGAUUAAAUCCAUACACUUACUGGUCACUCGUUCUCCUAGGCUGGUAUUUGCUGUUUGCUCCAAUUGAAGCGUUCAUUCCAGCAGCACAAUGUCCCCCACUGUAAAGAGCCACUGAGAUGUAUGUCACUGGGCUUUCAGUCUGUAAACCAUUCCAAUCUCACGCAUGUUACUGGAACGUUUUAAGGGAAACAAGGGCGCUUUUUAAAAUUAUUUUGCCAUGUUCCUUUACAAUGAGAAACAAACCACAAUUUUUUUAGUGCCUGAUGAGUGAAUUAGAGGAGCAUUGUGAUGAAUGAGACUGACCAAGCAUGUGACACUUUGGACAUCUGAAUCCUACUUUGGUGGGAAACUGCUCUAUUGUAAAUAACCCCAUUACUAUUUUCUCAGCAAACAGCUAAGAUAAGGGCCAUGUGUCAGGGCUGACCCAGUCUCUUCUAAACACACAAAUGAUUACAGAAAGCAGGAAGGAGGUGAAUCCAUUCCAUGGGGAAGGGGACACUUCACCAUAAAAGCUUUCCCAGUUCCAAAAGCGAAAACAUUCCCCUUCUAAAAAACCCAAAUCAUUGCACCAUUGGACGGAUCUUGAAAUUCACAAUUAAUUAGAAUCAGGUACCAUAAGUUACUUCAGUAUGGAAAGUUACUUUCAUUUUUGGGGGGAGGAGACACUAAAACAUUUUUUUCUGCUUCCUCUCUGUGCAUUAGGCUGAAAAAUACAGGGAUUGGCAUUAUUUCCGUGAAUCACAUUUUUGAACUUGCUCUCUCCUAAGAGUUAUAUUUCAAUCUACAGGAUUUGCCCAGCCUUACUUACAUUAGUGUAACAUUCAGGGCAUAAUAGAGCAUACUUUCAUUUUUCCACUCUGAAAUACUCCUGGAACUUGUUUUUUUUAAUUUACAAUUUCUGGGUUGAUCCUGCAUCCUGGGCUUCCGGUCACUGGGAGAAGACAGCUGACAGAGCAGGAAACUGAAAAAGCAAAAGGGGAAGAUUAAAAAAGAAAAGGGGUGGGUGUGUGUAAAAUGGAAAUAAAUAAGCACAAAAGGAGCAACAUGGAGGGAAUAAGAUAGCUCUUAAAAAGUUUCUUUUGUCAUCAUCUUUGAAUUCUGAGUGGAAGUACACUACAGUGCAAGUAAGAACAUAGCGUGCCAAUGACUUCUACAUUUUGUAAGGGGAAUACCACAACUAGCAGAGAAACAUUAUAUAGCUAGCUAAAACAAUUUAAACGUUUUAAAAGAAGCUAAACUACUAGUGAUUUCCAUUUUACUUUUGGUAGCAAACAGUUUAGAGUAAAAGGAUUAAAAUCAGAAGUCUUAGGAUGGAAAAGUAGACAGCCAUUUAUAGUGGUUAUUUUAAUAGGCAUAUUGAAGUACAAAAAGAUAAACUCUACUUGUAUGGCACUGCUGCAUAACACGACUGCAGAUAUAUCCCAGUGAGUCUGGUCCCUCUCAAAGAACAUUACAGUUCACAACAGAAUGAAUCUAAAGUCUGUAGCAAAAGUUUGCAUUAUAAGUUACCAUGACAAUAAACUCUGACUUAUAUCAGAUGUUCUAUUUGUCUGUUUGAAUACUGCAAGUGUACAAUUCAGCUAUAUAAAAAUAUCAGGUCCGUGAAAGACUUUUUUUGUACCUCAGUUCAUCCACUGUACAGUAAAUUCUGAAGACAAGUCAAAGGAUUUUUUCAUCGGUUUUGUUAACUGUGAAUGUGCUAUUAAAUUGAAUUCAAUUCCCCCACA
Chrysemys picta bellii (western painted turtle) is the source of this 5358-nucleotide messenger RNA. Lineage: Eukaryota; Metazoa; Chordata; Testudines; Emydidae. The record is from RefSeq and is a predicted model, not a curated record.